Messenger RNA from Haliotis rubra (blacklip abalone), 1121 nucleotides. RefSeq names its product 5'(3')-deoxyribonucleotidase, cytosolic type-like. NCBI's taxonomy places the organism in Eukaryota, Metazoa, Mollusca, Gastropoda, Lepetellida, Haliotidae. Gene Ontology annotation, molecular function: 5'-nucleotidase activity. Bases 177 to 998 code for a protein of 273 amino acids. The record is from RefSeq and is a predicted model, not a curated record. Gene Ontology annotation, biological process: pyrimidine deoxyribonucleotide catabolic process. The transcript has 6 exons.
AUCUACCUUUUCAACCAACCUAGUAAACACGCGUGAACAGGACACGGAUAUCGCCGUCAAUCAACAUCAGCUUUGUGUUUUCACAUACAUUUGAACUUGGGACAUUCUUCAUUACACACACACGCUUGAUGGGCAGUUGAUGGUGUGCUUACUGAUGUCAGUUUGAUCUGAUUCACAUGUUUGCCAGGUCGUCAAGGGAAGCAACAAAGUGGGCGUGUGGUCGUUUCCUGGUUCCAAGCAACAAAUACUCCCUGGCGUGCGCAGUCACUAGACAAUCUCCACCAUCAGGUUGCUGGGGCUCUAUUCAGAUAACCAGGUCAAAUAAUUGGUUUUGUCUUUCAUUUGUGAAAGGAAUAAUUGUCAUGGCCAGACGGAAUUUCAAGGGCCAUUCUCAGACAGUUGGCCCAGCUCGACUGAAAGUACUUCUGGAUCUAGACCAAGUUCUGGCUGAUUUCGAAGGAUAUUUCCUUCAGCGAUAUAAGGAGAGAUUCCCAGACCUGCCUUUCAUAGAAGAGAAGGACCGAAACACGUUCUACCUGAGGGACCAGUAUGCUAAACUAAGGUCCGAUCUGCCAGACCGGGUGAGGGAGAUCUACAUGGAGGAGUAUUUCUUCUUGAGCCUUCCGGAGAUACAGGGCAGCAUCGCAGCGGCCAAGGCGAUGGCAGACAUGGAGGACGUUGACGUGUUUAUAUGCACAAGUCCCCUCACAAGCUACAGAUACUGUCUCAGUGAGAAGUUUCAGUGGGUGGAAGACCACCUUGGGGCUGACUGGGUGGACCGCACCAUCAUUGCUAAGGACAAAACUAUGAUAUAUGGCCAUAUACUCAUAGAUGACCGACCUCACAUCAAGGGAGCAUGCAAGAAUCCAUCCUGGGAGCACAUCGUGUUCACCUCACACCACAACAUCAGGACAGAUCUACGAGGCAAGCGGCGCCUGGACAGCUGGACAGACGGACAUUGGAAAGAUCUGAUAGAGGACUUUAAGAAGAGAAUUUAAACAUUUUCAUAAUUUGCUCAUCUUCACACAUUGGUGAAUGGAUUCUUUAUAUUUGUAUAUGAUGAUAUGUGUUUUGUGUAAUACACAUCUCUUGAUGUUCUUUUGACAUCUGGUAAAACUGUU